Molecule: messenger RNA, 2214 nt
Organism: Anarrhichthys ocellatus (wolf-eel)
Lineage: Eukaryota; Metazoa; Chordata; Actinopteri; Perciformes; Anarhichadidae
Product: myosin-7-like
Exons: 13
Biological process (GO): sarcomere organization; muscle filament sliding; cardiac muscle contraction
Cellular component (GO): cytoplasm; myosin filament; myosin II complex
Molecular function (GO): microfilament motor activity; actin filament binding
Source: RefSeq, a predicted model, not a curated record
ACUCUGGCUAAAGUGGAGAAAGAGAAGCACGCCACUGAGAACAAGGUGAAGAACCUGGUGGAAGAGAUGGCUGCUCUGGAUGAAAUCAUUGCCAAGUUGACCAAGGAAAAGAAAGCCUUACAGGAAGCUCAUCAGCAAACUCUGGAUGAUCUGCAGAGUGAAGAAGACAAAGUCAACACUCUGACCAAGGCCAAGGCUAAGCUGGAGCAGCAAGUGGAUGAUCUUGAAGGUUCACUGGAACAAGAGAAGAAGAUUCGGAUGGAUCUGGAGAGAGCUAAGAGGAAACUAGAGGGAGACUUGAAAUUGACCCUGGAGAGCUUGAUGGACCUGGAGAAUGACAAGCAGCAACUUGAACAGCAUCUGAAAAAGAAAGAUUUUGAAGUCAGUCAGCUCAACAGCAAAAUAGAAGAUGAGCAGGCCAUAACAAUUCAGCUUCAAAAGAAAUUGAAGGAGCUCCAGGCCCGCAUUGAAGAGCUGGAAGAAGAGCUGGAGGCAGAGCGAGCUGCCCGAGCCAAGGUGGAAAAGCAGAGAGCAGACUUGGCCAGAGAGCUGGAGGAGAUCAGUGAGAGGCUGGAGGAGGCCGGUGGAGCAACAUCCGUCCAGAUUGAGAUGAACAAGAAGAGAGAGGCCGAGUUCCAGAAACUCCGCAGAGACCUCGAAGAGGCCACUCUGCAGCAUGAAGCCACUGCUGCCACACUCAGGAAGAAACAAGCCGACAGUGUGGCCGACCUGGGAGAGCAGAUUGACAACCUGCAGAGAGUCAAGCAGAAACUGGAGAAGGAGAAGAGUGAGUUCAGACUGGAGCUGGAUGACGUGGUCUCCAAUAUGGAACAUAUUGUGAAGACAAAGACAAAUCUAGAGAAGACAUGCAGGACUCUGGAAGAUCAGAUGAAUGAAUACAAGACUAAGUUUGAAGAGGCUCAACGCUGCAUAAACGACUUCAAUAUGCAAAAAGCAAAACUUCAAACGGAAAAUGGUGAUCUCACAAGGCAGCUGGAGGAGAAGGAAUCCCUGGUGUCUCAACUGACAAGAGGAAAAAUAUCCUACACUCAACAGGUUGAAGAUCUAAAGCGACAACUGGAGGAGGAGACCAAGGCAAAGAGUGCCCUGGCCCAUGCAGUGCAGUCAGCUCGUCAUGACUGUGACCUCCUCAGGGAGCAGUAUGAGGAGGAGCAGGAGGCCAAGGCUGAACUGCAGCGCGGCAUGUCCAAGGCCAACUCUGAGGUGGCUCAGUGGAGAACUAAGUACGAAACUGAUGCCAUCCAGAGAACCGAGGAACUGGAGGAGGCAAAGAAGAAGCUGGCUCAGCGUCUGCAGGAUGCUGAGGAGGCUGUUGAAGCAGUGAACGCUAAAUGUUCGUCUCUGGAGAAGACCAAACACAGGCUGCAGAAUGAGAUUGAAGAUCUCAUGGUGGAUGUGGAGAGGUCUAAUGCUGCUGCUGCUGUUCUGGACAAGAAGCAAAGAAACUUUGACAAGGUCCUGUCUGAGUGGAAGCAGAAAUACGAAGAGUCCCAGUGUGAGCUGGAGAGCUCCCAGAAGGAGGCCCGGGCUCUGAGCACUGAGCUCUUCAAACUGAAGAACUCUUACGAGGAGUCUUUGGAUCAUCUGGAAACCAUGAAGAGAGAGAACAAGAACUUACAAGAGGAGAUUUCCGACCUCACUGAGCAACUUGGUGAGAGUGGGAAGAGCAUCCAUGAACUGGAGAAAUUACGGAAACAAUUGGAGCAGGAAAAAAACGAGAUCCAGUCUGCUCUUGAGGAAGCUGAGGCCUCCCUGGAGCAUGAAGAGGGUAAGAUUCUAAGAGCCCAGUUAGAGUUCAAUCAAAUCAAAGCUGAUAUUGAACGCAAGCUAGCUGAGAAAGACGAGGAGAUGGAGCAGUCCAAGAGGAACCUGCAGAGGGCGAUUGACACCCUACAGAGCUCUCUUGAGGCAGAGACUCGCAGCAGGAAUGAGGCUCUUCGUUUAAAGAAGAAGAUGGAGGGAGACCUGAAUGAGAUGGAGAUCCAGCUGAGCCAAUCCAACAGGCAGGCAGCAGAGGCCCAGAAACAACUUAAGGCUGUUCAUGCACAUCUGAAGGAUUGCCAAAUUCAGCUCGAUGAGGCUGUUCGGGCCAAUGAUGAUCUCAAAGAGAACAUUGCCAUUGUUGAGAGGCGCAACAACUUGCUUCAGGCUGAGCUGGAGGAGCUCAGGGCUGCUCUGGAGCAAACGGAGAGA